AUGACUUACCAUGAAAUGUACAGAAGCACUACACUGGGGACAACCCUUCGUGAAGCCCUAGAUGAAAUGCUAGCACAUAAUUUGUUACAACCUGGAAUGGAUCAUAAGGUAAUGCAGAAGUUCGAUCAAUGCAUAAGUAAUGCUUUGGCAAAGCGUGUUAAAAAUCGACUUUCGCUUCGUGGUCAUCUGAACACUUACAGAAACUGCGACAAUGUAUGGACUUUAGUGAUGAAUGAUGUGGAAAUAAAGGAUUCUUCUGCUAUUAUGACAGUUGAUAAGAUAAAAAUAGUUGCUUGUGAAGGCAAGAAUGCUAAACCAGCCUCCUCAAAAUUAGUUCCCCCCUCAGCCAAUGAUCGCUCAAGGAUAGGUGCUGGUAUCGGUGGCGAAGAUAAUGAACAACCUGAAGCUUUUGGUUCUGGAGAUGAAAUUUAA
Schistosoma turkestanicum is the source of this 432-nucleotide messenger RNA. The record is from the annotation of a GenBank genome assembly. NCBI's taxonomy places the organism in Eukaryota, Metazoa, Platyhelminthes, Trematoda, Strigeidida, Schistosomatidae.